Messenger RNA from Akanthomyces muscarius, 939 nucleotides. RefSeq lists its product as uncharacterized. The transcript is spliced from 2 exons. NCBI's taxonomy places the organism in Eukaryota, Fungi, Ascomycota, Sordariomycetes, Hypocreales, Cordycipitaceae. The coding region runs from base 1 to 939 and encodes 312 amino acids. The record is from RefSeq and is a predicted model, not a curated record.
AUGAACACGGAAACAGAUAACGUCGACCAGCCGCCGAGCUACGAUGCGAGCACCGCUGCGCCGAGCUACGAUGAUAGCACCGCCGCGCCGCAGCAGCACGAUCCUACGCUGCUGCAGGAGCCCAUGACGCUGUUCCUGGACGGGCAGAGCAUCCGUGGCGGCCAGUCUGCGGACGCACCGGCGCUGUACGAGACGGACCGGGGCGUCGCCAACCUCGGGCACGCGACGACCACAGUCGAGCUGACGCGGAUUGAGCGCACCGUCCAGAGCACGACGACGACGGCGCAGACUCUCACCGGAGAUGAUACCAAGGCGGCGCUCGGCGAAGCAGACGAAAAAGAAGCAGGAAAAGGGCCGGCUAGCAGCGAUGCGGCCGCUCCGCGCAUCAAGCUUCGCAGGCGCCACAUCUUCAACCUCGUGCACCCGACCGGCACGACGACGGCGGCGGCCGAGGCGGCCGUCGGGUACUACAUGAAGCCGCUGACCAAGACGACGCACGCGGGCACGUACGGGCUCAAGAAGAAGUCGCACACUCUGCGCGCGGACGAGUGGAAGGUCCUGCAGGUGCGGGAAAAGGCCAAGGACGGGGAGCCCAGGUUCGAGGACAAGGGCCGGCCGCUGUUUCAGGUCGCCAAGGGGAAGAGCGGCGGCGCGUACGAGUGGAUGGACGCGGACGGCGUGGUGCUGGCGGUGGACGAGGACGAUGCAGAGGACGAGGAGGGAGGCAGGAUGAGGCUGCGAACGGUGAAGAGGAUGGAGAGCAGCGUCGUGGACGCGCUGGUGGCCAUGUGGUGCUGCUGGAUCUGGGCCGAGGCCGCGGAGGCGCAGCCGCAAGUGCACGAGGGCGGCAUGGAAAAGGUUCGGCGACGACUGCGCCUGUCGAAGGAGUUGCCAAGCAGCACCAGGGGUAAUAUUAUCGGUGCGGUCGGCGCGUUUUAG